CUUCAGACCUCCCAGCUCACAAUGACAGAGUCCGUCCGGUAGAGCAACAUGCCACAUUCUGGAUCUUUUAUAUGGAUUUUCCUCUCCUCGUGGGGAAUCAUUGCUGGCAGUGUGAGGACUCUACCUCAUGUGAUAAAGUACCAAACAGUGAUACCUCAGAGGCUGAGGGAUCCAUCUCUCCUUAAAGAUGCUGCUACACAUCAGACGUAUCCUGAUGUACUCCAGUACUCUUUGACGAUCGCAGGGCAAAACUACACACUGCACCUUGAAAGGAACAAAGAUCUCGUCGGGAAAAAGUUCUCUGUGACCCACUAUUCUGAUCAGGGCACUCCAGUCACAACCACUCCAGAUCUCACGGCUCACUGCUACUACCAUGGGCACAUCGUGGGAGUAGAGGACUCCUCUGCCAGCGUGGGACUCUGCUCAGGAAUAAACGGGUUUGUGCGGCUCCGGGACCAAAUGUACCUUCUGGAACCUCUGGCCGGCACAGAGGCGGGACAUCAUGGUGACGGACAGAGCUCCAGAGCUCACAGCGAUGAGGGUCUCCAUGCUGUUUACAACUACAAACACCUGAGGAGGAAGAGGAGCUCUUGUUCCCAUGGAAACACAACCACUUUCUAUGAUCACGGAGCUCGUCCUUCUGGUCUGUUCCAGCUCGGCAGCCUGAAAAGCAGGGCACAGACCAAAGAGCCUGCAGGAAAAGCCAAGACAGUGGAGCUGGUUGUGGUGGUCGACAACACAGAGUAUAAAAAGUUUGGCAGUAGGAAGACAGUAGAAGCCAGAGCGCUUGAAAUAGCAAACCACGUGGACAAGCUGUAUCGCCCGGUGGGUAUCCGUGUGAUGAUGGUGGGUCUGGAUAUCUGGUCAUACAAAGAUCAGAUUGAGGUCAGCACUGACCCUGAGCUCACCCUCAGCCGCUUCCUUGAGUGGCGUCAGCGGAGUCUGCUGCAGAGGACCAAACACGACAACGCACAGUUCAUCACCGGUGUGGACUUCAAUGGAUCUACUGUCGGCUUAGCCAACACCAAUGCAAUGUGCACGUCUAACUCCGGAGCCGUCAAUGAGGACCAUAACGCUAACUCAAUAGGAGUAGCUUCUACUAUUGCACACGAGAUGGGUCACAACCUGGGUUUGACCCAUGACUCUGAAAACUGUGUCUGCGGCUCCCUAACAACCAAAAGAGGCUGCAUCAUGGCCGAGAGCGUCGGCAUCGUGUAUCCUGAGCUGUUCAGCAGCUGCAGUCAGCACCAGCUCAGCAGGUUCUUGGAGGAGAUCAACCCCGCCUGCCUGCUUGACACUCCCGCUGCUGAUCGCAACUAUGGAGGGCCGGUGUGUGGAAAUGCCUUCCUGGAGCCCGGAGAGGAGUGUGACUGUGGCACGGUAGAGGAAUGCAAGAAUCCUUGCUGCAACGCCACUACCUGUAAACUGAGUGCAGGAGCCCAGUGUGCAGAAGGAAAGUGCUGCCACAAAUGCCAACUGAAACCGACAGGCAGUGUCUGCCGACCAAAGACCGGAAACUGCGACCUGGCAGAAUACUGCACUGGCUUCUCCGCCUCCUGUCCGACUGACGCAUACACCCAGAAUGGCCUGUCCUGCAACCGUGGAAAAGGCUAUUGCUACAAUGGAAGAUGUCCAUCGCAGCGGGAACACUGCAAGAGACUCUGGGGACCAGAUGCUGACGUAGCCUCAGAUGCCUGUUUCUACACGCACGGAAACUGCAAAAGGACGCUGUUUAGCCAAAGAUGUUCAAGCCGAGAUCAAUAUUGUGGGACUCUGUUCUGCUCGGGAGGCUGGGAGUUUCCAGUGACAUCCAGGAAGUCCUUCUACACAGUGGGAAACGGAGACAUUUGCAAUGCGGCAUCUAUGAACCCUGAAGAUAACUACCCCGCAGAUCUGGGCAUGGUGCCUGUUGGUACUAAAUGUGGAAACAACAUGGUAUGUUACAAUCAACGAUGUCAAGACAUCCAAAACAUAAAAGUAUACGGAAGAGAUGACUGCUCAGCCAAAUGCAACAACCACGGGGUUUGCAACCAUGAGAGUAAGUGUCACUGCGACCCCGGUUGGGCCCCACCUUUCUGCAACGUGGAACAGUCUGAACUCCCUGAAGAUGCAGGUCUGGUGGUGUUUAUUGUGUUAUCGGUGGUCGGCAUGCUGCUGCUGUUGGUUCUGGUUAUUGGAAGUUUGAUGUGCUGCAUCAAAAAAAGGCGACCAGCAAAGAGAUGCUUCCAGUCAAACUCAGGACAAUCCAACCCGUUGUUUCGGUCAAGCAGGGCACGAGGCAGCCCCCGUCUCGGGUCCACACACAUCAGCCAGCCCAUAUUUGUGGAAUCGACAGCCCGUAAACCUUUGUCCUCUGCAAGACCACAUGCUGGAGUACUGACGCCCAGCAGAGCAGCUCCAUUGCCACCUAAGAAAUUGUCAGCUCUACCUCAGCCAGGGAAGAUUCAACAGGCUGUGAGGCCAUUCAUGCAGCCUGUUUCAAGCAAGCCAAUUUAUGCUGAGAAUAAGCCACUACCUCCAUCGAGACCUUUGCCACCACUUGCAACAAAGCCAAUCACGAAACCAACGCCUCCGAUGCCUCCAGUGAAGCCAAAGCCCUCUGCGGUCCGUUGUCCGCUGCCACACACUCAGCUGCUUGCAGGGAGAGCUGCCCUGAUGCCCCCCAGCAGGCCCAGAUGACAGGGGGAAUAAUUCAGCCUGCUGUAAACACUCCUCAGAUCCUCUGACUGAGGACAUUCUUGUUGGCACACCUAAGAAGGAACUAGAAAUCCUCUCAAGCAACGCUCGUCUGUUUUAGAGGGGAAGCAAGAUCCACUGAAGGAUCGGCAAUAAUACGUGCCCGAGCUUUUUGUCAUUUAUGGUCUACCUGAGGAUUACCACCGUCUGUGUCUUGGUCAUGAAAGCCUUCUGAAUUUUGACUGCUAAACCUGAAGCUGUGAUGGACAUGUUGUGCUUUAUAAAUGACAAAUGGCUAUACAGCCAUGAUGAUGUGUUUUGUAUUUUAAGGGAAAUGUCUUGAUUUGGAUCCUUGCACACUUAGUGAGGCAAUUGCACUAUUGUUGAUGCUGUACCUGUUUUUCCGCUGCCAUUCCUUCACUCGCGUUUUGGUACUGCUUUUAAAAGGAAUCGUGCUGUUAAGGUUAUUUAAAUGUGGCGCCAACACAGGCACUUUAAAAGGAAUUUGAAUUAAGGACAUGACAUAAAGGUUCUGACUUUUUCUUGAACUUUUUUGUACUAACCUAUAGGUACCAGGCUUAACAUGAGACAGAAUUUUUACAUUCCGCUGUUUUGUUUAUUGAUCUAAUCUUAUUGAAGCCUAUUUCUCGAAGGGAUUUGAUAUUGCUCAUUCUACGUAGCAGGCCUAAUCCUUCACUCACAAUACCCACAAUUCUUCCUUACAGUGGGUAUUCUGCCUUAAUUUAUCCUGCAAACUAUUAACUGAAAAUGUAUUUGAACCGUUCCUAUUUCCUCAGAUGUUCUUUUUGUCUGUACAUUGGAGCUAACAAUUAAAGUGAAUCACGACA
Pungitius pungitius (ninespine stickleback) is the source of this 3524-nucleotide messenger RNA. RefSeq names its product ADAM metallopeptidase domain 8a (gene adam8a). Bases 49 to 2679 code for a protein of 876 amino acids. The record is from RefSeq and is a predicted model, not a curated record. Gene Ontology annotation, biological process: proteolysis; inflammatory response; regulation of cell-cell adhesion. Gene Ontology annotation, molecular function: metalloendopeptidase activity; cell adhesion molecule binding. NCBI's taxonomy places the organism in Eukaryota, Metazoa, Chordata, Actinopteri, Perciformes, Gasterosteidae. The transcript is spliced from 25 exons.